Molecule: messenger RNA, 258 nt
Organism: Paramecium octaurelia
Lineage: Eukaryota; Ciliophora; Oligohymenophorea; Peniculida; Parameciidae
Source: the annotation of a GenBank genome assembly
AUGCAUUAAAAUGGAAAGGAAAUAGUGGUGAUGGAAAAUAGGAUGAGGAAUGUAAUGGCAUUCGGAUAGGUAAAUGGAUUGAAUUGUAAGAAGGAUUUAAUAAUAAUGAUAAAUUAGUAAUUUAUCUUGGAGAAUAUAAGAAAGGAAAAAAAAUAGGUCUAUGGAAUAUUUUUAUCGAAGGAAUUAGAAUUAUUCAAUUAUAUAAAUGUAAAUAUACUUUAAAUGAUUUUAAAUAAGAAUCUCGUUAGUGGUUGGUGA